Neurospora hispaniola is the source of this 1266-nucleotide messenger RNA. RefSeq lists its product as uncharacterized. The record is from RefSeq and is a predicted model, not a curated record. The coding region runs from base 1 to 1266 and encodes 421 amino acids. The transcript is spliced from 2 exons. NCBI's taxonomy places the organism in Eukaryota, Fungi, Ascomycota, Sordariomycetes, Sordariales, Sordariaceae. Gene Ontology annotation, molecular function: protein dimerization activity.
AUGGACUUCCUAAGCCAAACACACCACCAAACUGCUGUCCGUAGGUCGUCCGAAAUGGCUCAUUAUCAGUAUCCAUAUCAGAUGCUGCAACCAGAGCAAUUCCUAUCCUCCAAUGUCGAGCCUCAACUGAUGCCAUCGCAUUUCGCAUUUGCCCCGUGGCAGAAUGCUGAUUUCGCGAUGGCGACAAACGCAAAACUCUUCCUCGGAAACGAUGAUUUUUCGUCUGCUCCAAUCGCCCAGAGAUACGCAGCCCGCACGCCCUCCGUGUCGCACAGCGUAGGCCCAAGACGCGUCGACGCAGCCGCAGCACCCCUCGACAAUGCCAUCCAGACUGGCUCACCGUGGGCCUCAGCCGACCCAACAACUCCAGUCGGAGGCGAGACCAUGACUGGCUACGUCCCCAGCCCCAUGGGCACAUUCAGUAGCGCUGCUAGUAACACGAGCUUUCCUCUCACGCCAGAUGCUGUGAACUCGGUCGCAGGCUUCGACUGGCAGAACCCCGACAUUAUGACGAGUCCUGGUGUGUCGUUUGGUGUCGAGGCGUGGCCGAUGAGGUCAUCAUUUGACAAAGGCAGCACAGCCGAAACGAUCACAAUACGUUCCGGUCUGCCUCAUAUGGCAACUCCGCCAUUGUUGGACGAUGUUGCUGGAGUCGUAGAUGCGGAGACCUUCGUUUCUUCCCCUAGUUAUUCACAGCAGAGUGUUGAACUCGCGCCAUCCGGUGUUGACAGUCCUUUGCAAACCCCCGGGCUCGACCAGUCGCAGCCUGAAAAGACCGAAUCCAGGAAACGUGGCAGGAAGAAGACUCCUGAAUCCGCCCGCAAAGUGUGUGGUCAAGAUAACACAACUCCUGUACCUGCAUCCGGCCGUGCGUUGCGGACCGCUGCCCGCAAGGUGGUGCGCUUCAAGUCGGCGCAAAAGCCCGGAGAGUCGGCAGAAGAGCGUCGCGCCAGAGUAAACCACAACCAGGUUGAGAAGCAAUACCGCAACCGAUUGCACGAGUACUUUGAUAACCUCCUCAAGGUGCUUCCUGACAACCCUGGCAUGAUGGAGCCCAAAGCCGAGCCCGAGAACGAUGAUGAGUCGCAGUCGUCUUCGUCCACAUCGGGGCGGAAAUCGAGGAAUUGGAGCAAAGCCGAGGUCCUAGAGAGGGCAUGUCAUCACAUCCAUGAGCUCCAAAACGCGAAUGCCAAGUUGAUGCAAGAGCUGGAGACCAAGAGACGCGAGUCGUCCGCUUCGUCCGCUUCGCUGCCAUUUUCAAGCUGA